CGCUUCCGUUCGCGUCUUGCACCGCGGGCCCCACCGAGAACAGCCUCCGUAGUCUGGCGACGGCCCCACGUGCUUCACGGUAUAAACGAACGUACCAGCAGAGAAGCGCGCGCAGGUCACAGCUAGCCUUGAGCCUUUGCUGGGAGGAAGAGGAACUGAAGGGGUGAGGGGAGAGGAGAGGGCGAUGGCGGAGGCCGAGGAGGCGGCGCUGGAGUUCACGCCGACGUGGAUCGUGGCGGCGGUCUGCUCGGUCAUCGUGCUCAUCUCCCUCGCCGCCGAGCGUGGCCUCCAUCACCUCGGCAAGACGCUCAAGAAGAACGAUCAGAGGUCGCUCUACGAGGCGCUCCUCAAGGUCAAAGAAGAGCUGAUGCUUCUGGGGUUCAUCUCCCUGCUGAUGACGGCGUUCCAGAGGACGAUCCAGCGGAUGUGCAUCCCUCCCAGCUGGACGGACUACAUGCUGCCGUGCCAGAGGCCGGGGGAUCACCAGCCUGCAAGGGUCGCCGCGCGUUUUACCGCCGCCGAGAUCCUCGCCGGGGUCAGCAGGGCACGGGUGCUCAGCGAGGGCGGGGCUGGAGCCGAGGCCGGGCUCUGCCAGGAGGGAAAAGUUCCACUGCUGUCGGAAGAAGCCUUGCAUCAGCUGCACAUCUUCAUAUUUGUUCUGGCUGUGGCGCAUGUCUUCUUCAGUGCUACAACUAUGUUUCUGGGAGGUGCAAAGAUACACAAAUGGAAACAGUGGGAGGAGGAAAUUCAGAAAAACAAUGAUGCAGGAAACGGACCUAAGAAGGUGCUACCUAUGCAUCAAGUUUCAUUCAUUAGGGAACAUUACAAGGGGAUUGGCAAAGAUUCUAUGACGUUGUCUUGGCUGCAAUCAUUUGUGAAGCAGUUUUAUGGUUCAGUAGCUAAAUCAGACUACACCGCAAUGCGUCUUGGUUUUAUCAUGACUCACUGCCGAGGAAAUCCAAAAUUUGAUUUCCAUAGAUACAUGAUGAGAGCUUUAGAGUCUGAUUUUAAGAAAAUAGUCAGUACAAGCUGGAGCUUGUGGAUGUUCGUGGUGAUAUUUCUGUUGCUGAAUGUCAAUGGUUGGCACACGUAUUUUUGGAUGGCUUUUCUUCCCCUUGUUCUUCUGCUGGCUGUUGGCACCAAGCUGGAGCACAUCAUCGCUCAGCUUGCCUACGAUGUAGCCGCGAGGCAAACGGCGGUCGAGGGCGAUUUGGUCGUGAAGCCAUCAGACGAGCACUUCUGGUUCGGGCAGCCACGAAUCGUCCUGCACCUGAUCCACUUCAUCCUCUUCCAGAACGCAUUUGAGCUCUCAUUCUUCUUCUGGAUACUGAUGACCUAUGGAUUCCACUCCUGCUUCAUGGACCAUGUCGGUUUCUUGGUGCCGAGGCUCGUUCUAGGGGUCGUCAUCCAGCUUCUCUGCAGCUACAGCACCCUGCCUCUGUAUGCAAUUGUAACCCAGAUGGGGAGCUACUACAAGAAGGAGAUCUUCAACGAGCACGUGCAGCAGGGCGUCCUGGGCUGGGCGGAGAAGGCGAAGAAGAAAUCAGGGCUGAGGGAGUGCAACUCCACGGUCGAAUCCAAGCAUGGCGACGGCCCCGAUGCGGCUUAGUAUUGGAAUGGUGAAAUGGGCAGCUGGGGAAGAACAAUGAGGCAGUUGGAAACACGUAGUGGUAGUAACUUGUGUUGUGUGCUCUACAGCAAUGGCUCGCAUCAUGUGUAGUUUCCCUGCGUUCUAAGGCAUAGACGUGGCAUAAUUUUGGCAUAUAGCUUCACUCACAGCAGCCAUAAAUAGUGCUGAUAUAUCUGUAAUCUCACAAGUAGUCAUCUGCAUCGAAACUUACUCAGAUGAUCCUGAACCUGAUACUUUUGAUGAUGAUGCCUUAUUUUUAGUUUGUUGCAAA
Messenger RNA from Panicum virgatum (switchgrass), 1901 nucleotides. Its product is annotated as MLO-like protein 1. Lineage: Eukaryota; Viridiplantae; Streptophyta; Magnoliopsida; Poales; Poaceae. The transcript has 14 exons. Gene Ontology annotation, biological process: defense response. The record is from RefSeq and is a predicted model, not a curated record. Gene Ontology annotation, cellular component: membrane. The coding region runs from base 185 to 1609 and encodes 474 amino acids.